AUGCUCUUUCGGCCGUUAUUUACCACAUUCUUCGUCCUCCUCCUCAGCUUCUCGGCUAGAGGCGCAUCUAUUGGCGCUCGGUCUGGGCAAAUUUCUGGACCUGACAAAGCUACAACUCAGACGAUAAUACAACCACAACCAGUCUACGAUGCGGCAUCAGCAAAUGCUCUUGCCCCGAGAGUUGAACAAGAUCAUGACACAAUACCCAGGCUCCACGAAACAACAAUAGACUGGAGAGAGGAUGGGUCUGAGUCUCUCAGACUAGAAUCAUUACGUGAGGCUGGGUUCCUUCCGAGUUCGUAUCAUGAAAGUGAUGACCCAUUACCGCAGUUUUGGCCUUUAUUCAAAGUCUGCAUUGUUUCAGCAAUAGCGAUUUGUAUUCUCAAAAUAAUCCGGGACUUGAAAAGAUAG
Molecule: messenger RNA, 411 nt
Organism: Penicillium egyptiacum
Lineage: Eukaryota; Fungi; Ascomycota; Eurotiomycetes; Eurotiales; Aspergillaceae
Source: the annotation of a GenBank genome assembly